Molecule: messenger RNA, 1763 nt
Organism: Menidia menidia (Atlantic silverside)
Lineage: Eukaryota; Metazoa; Chordata; Actinopteri; Atheriniformes; Atherinopsidae
Source: the annotation of a GenBank genome assembly
AAAAGGUUUCAAACGAGGCGGAAGUAGAGGCACUGAACUGUCGUGCAGUUUCAGAAUCACCGGUUUAUGUGGCUCAGAUCAUCUGCCGUAGCAGCGUGUGUUGCUGCUUGUGCAUAUUUUACAACCUUAUUCUACAAACUGCCCGAACUACAAGAGGACAGGUCGGUUAGACGUUCUGUAGAAACAACUUUAUGCUGUUGACAAGGUUAGCUUUUCGAAGCAUGUCCUCGGCUCUUCAUCGUCACAUCGUCUGGGAGUCGGAGGGAUUGGUGGCUUACCUUAACCCCCGGCCUUGGACCCCAGGCUCUGUAAUCAUUGAAAGCAGGACUCCCGGUAGCCCGGGAGGCAGCAUCUUCCAGCUAGAGGAGUCUCAGUACCUAUCCUGGCUGCUAGGGGCAAGAAGUGUAGCAGAGCUGCUGUGUGACAGACUGGCCGUCCGAAGGUGUGCUCUGGUCAGUAGACCCCACAAAGACAGACCUGCCCAGAUCCGUGUCCUCCCCCUCCAUGGUCUGGACGAUGACUGGCGCCCUCACAUAGCAGGAGAAGAGGAGCACAACUCUCAUGACCCGGGAUACUGCACCUCGAAGUCGGCCCCUCGAUGGAGUGACCUUAACCUGACUGAUAUCCAGACCAGGAUAAGAGCCGGGCUCCCAGUCCCUGAUGCUCCCCCCGAUCGGACUUUCCUCGGGGAAGACCCCGCUCACCCUGGCCUUUUCUCACGUAUCGUGCGUGGGGAGGAGCAGCAUUGGCGGGUGUGGGAGGACAAGCGUCACGUGGCAUUUCUCACUCCUUUCCCCAACUCCCCAGGUUUCACUGUGGUAGUGCCACGCUCACCCCUGACCUCUGACAUCUUCAGGCUGGAGAGAGGAGACUAUGAGGGACUGGUGCUGGCCACCAGAAAGGUGUCGCACCUCCUUGAGGAGGGGUUGGGAGCCUGGGGUGUGGGCCUCAUUUUUGAGGGUUUUGAGAUAGACUACGCUCAUGCCAAAUUGAUACCACUGUGUCUGUCCUCAUCAGAGGCAGAAGGUGACUCCACAAAACCACCAUGUUCCCAGUUUCACUCCACUUAUCCCGGAUACGUCACAUCAGAGGAUGGACCUGAGGCCAACUCCGAGUCCCUCAGGAGGAUGCUCACUAAAAUCACUAACAACUAAAACAGUUUCAGAGAGUUUUAUUCAUUCUUUGGAAUGAUAUUAGUCUCUCUUCUAAUUAUUCUUACUUAAUAAACAAUCAAACAUGUUUUAGUCCAUUUCUUUAUGUUUUAGUCAAUCAUUGCUUUGUACCAACAAGUAUAUGAGCAUUAGAUUAAAGAUUGCAUUUUUUAAUAAGAAUAACAGCAUUCCAGAGUUUAGCAUAUGUGAAUGGACAUCAAUUGCUUUUAUAACAUUGCACUGAAAAUAUUAUUUCUUAUAAUUAUUUGUAAAUUUGCACUUUUGUUUUUAUUUUUUUAAUUGAAUUGAAUGAUACUAUAAUUUUCCCUAAGGGGACAAAUAAUGUUAUUGCAGUCUAAAUAAAUGAACCCCAACUGGACUAAAUUGUCGUGUCAUUGCUCUCAGUAUUGCACCUGAAUUAAUUACAGUCUUAGAAAUAUGUCGUCUUGUAUUAGCUACAUAACAUCUCAUUAAAGCACCACUAAUUGCACUAAUUGGUCUCACUGGCUUUUAUGGUUGCGUACCUAAAAUAAUAACUGCAUUGAAACAGCAGUCUGUAAAGCAGGCAUGCUGGCCUGAGGCUGUCUGUGAAAUAAACACACAAGUAUUGCU